Messenger RNA from Grus americana (Whooping crane), 4981 nucleotides. RefSeq names its product ubiquitin specific peptidase 48 (gene USP48). The coding region runs from base 61 to 3171 and encodes 1036 amino acids. The transcript has 27 exons. Gene Ontology annotation, biological process: protein deubiquitination. Gene Ontology annotation, molecular function: protein binding; cysteine-type endopeptidase activity; cysteine-type deubiquitinase activity. The record is from RefSeq and is a predicted model, not a curated record. NCBI's taxonomy places the organism in Eukaryota, Metazoa, Chordata, Aves, Gruiformes, Gruidae. Gene Ontology annotation, cellular component: nucleus; cytosol.
GGGCAGGGCAGGGCCGGGGCAGGGCCGGGCCGGGCCGGAGCGGAGCCGGCGGCAGCGGCGAUGGCGCCGCGGUUGCAGCUGGAGAAGGCGGCGUGGCGUUGGACCGAGACGGUGCCGCCCGAGGCGGUGGCGCAGGAGCACAUCGAAGCGGCCUACCGCGUCGGGCUGGAGCCCUGCCAGCGCGGCGCCUGCCGGAGGAACUGCCGGGGGAACCCCAACUGCCUGGUGGGCAUCGGGGAGCACGUCUGGCUGGGCGAGAUAGACGAGAACAGCUUCCACAACAUCGACGACCCCAACUGCGAGCGCCGCAAGAAGAACGCGUUCGUGGGCUUAACGAACCUCGGCGCCACGUGCUACGUGAACACUUUCUUGCAGAUGUGGUUUCUUAACUUGGAGCUCCGACAAGCCCUCUACUUGUGUCCCAGCACCUGCAGCGAGUAUUCGGCGGGAGAGGGUAUCCCGAAAGACAAAGACUACGAGCCUCAGACCAUUUGCGAACACCUCCAGUACUUGUUCGCCUUGCUGCAGAACAGCAAGAGGCGAUACAUCGAUCCCUCUGGGUUCGUCAAGGCGCUGGGCUUGGACACGGGACAGCAGCAGGAUGCUCAGGAGUUUUCAAAGUUGUUCAUGUCGCUGCUGGAAGAUACUUUAUCCAAACAAAAAAACCCAGAUGUUCGAAACAUAGUGCAAAAGCAGUUCUGCGGAGAGUACGCCUAUGUCACGGUCUGCAACCAGUGUGGCAGGGAGUCCAAACUCGUGUCUAAAUUUUACGAGCUGGAGUUAAACAUCCAAGGGCACAAGCAGCUGACAGACUGUAUAACAGAAUUUCUUAAGGAAGAAAAACUAGAAGGGGACAAUCGUUAUUUUUGUGAAACCUGUCAGAGUAAGCAGAACGCCACGAGGAAGAUCAGGCUGCUGAGUCUUCCCUGCACGCUCAACCUGCAGCUGAUGCGUUUCGUGUUUGACAGACAAACUGGCCACAAGAAAAAGCUCAACACCUACAUCGGCUUCUCCGAGCUGCUUGACAUGGAGCCUUUUAUGGAACAAAAAAAUGGCGUCUACGUGUACGAACUUAGCGCCGUCCUCAUACACCGAGGCGUGAGCGCUUACUCCGGGCACUACAUCGCCCACGUGAAGGAUCCGCAGACGGGCGAGUGGUACAAGUUUAACGACGAAGACAUAGAGAAGAUGGAGGGGAAGAAACUGCAGUUGGGGAUUGAGGAAGAUCUAGCGGAACCUUCUAAAUCCCAGACUCGUAAACCUAAGUGCGGGAAAGGGACUCACUGCUCGCGCAAUGCUUACAUGCUGGUAUACAGGCUGCAAACCCGGGAGAAAUCUCUGACAAUCGAAGUACCAGCUUUUCUGCAGGAGCUGGUAGAGCGCGAUAACUGCAAGUUUGAGGAGUGGUGCAACGAAAUGGCCGAGAUGCGCAAACAGAGCGUGGCCAGAGGCAAAAUCAAACACGAAGAGGUGAAGGAGCUCUACAAAAGGUUACCCGCUGAAGCUGGUUCCCCGUACGACUUCAUCUCUCUCGAAUGGCUGCAGAAAUGGCUGGAUGAGUCUACCCCUCCAAAACCCAUAGAUAACACAGCCUGCCUGUGCUCGCACGGCAAACUCCAUCCCGAUAAAAUAUCCAUUAUGAAGAGGAUAUCGGAAUACGUGGCUGACUUCUUCUACAGGAGAUACGGAGGAGGGCCCCGGCUGAACGUCAAAGCACUUUGCAAGGACUGCGUGGUAGAAAGGUGUCGAAUCCUGCGACUGAAAAACCAGUUAAAUGAAGACUACAAAACUGUUACGAACCUGCUGAAGAUAACAGUCAAGGGGAACGACGGGUUUUGGGUCGGAAAGGCGUCCUUGCGGAGCUGGCGUCAGUUGGCUCUGGAGCAAUUAAAUGAGCAAGACGAAGACGCGGAGCACAGUAACGGAAAAAUGAAUGGAAAUGCACAAAACAAAGAUGAAUCAAAUGAAGAGAAGAGAGAGGAGGAAGAGGAGUUAAAUUUUAAUGAAGACAUCGUUUGCCCACAUGGUGACCUGUGCAUAUCCGAAAACGAACGGAGGGUGGUUUCGAAGGAAGCCUGGGAGAAACUCAAGCAAUAUUUUCCAAAGGCCCCUGAAUUCCCAAAUAACAAAGAGUGCUGUUCCCAGUGCAAGAUUUUGGAGCGCGAAGGGGAGGAGAACGAAGCUCUGCAUAAGAUGAUGGCCAGCGAGCAGAAGACUUCUCUCCAGAACCUGUUUCACGAUAAAUGCAGACCUUGCCUGGGCAGCUGGCCUCAGGAGACCGAUGAGCUGUAUAUUGUUUCACAGUUCUUUGUAGAAGAAUGGAGGAAAUUUGUCAGGAGGCCGACGCGAUGCAGCCCCGUGUCCUCGGUAGGAAACAGCGCUCUUCUCUGCCCCCACGGUGGCCUCAUGUUCACCUACGCUUCCAUGACCAAAGAAGACUCCAAACUUAUAGCUCUAAUAUGGCCCAGCGAGUGGGAGAGGAUUCAAAAACUCUUUGUCGUGGAUCAUGUCAUCAAAAUCACCCGAAUGCAAGCUGCCGGGGCGGACCCCGAGAGCACGCUUUACGUCUCUGAGCCCCAACUCUGUCCCGAGUGCAGAGAAGGGCUGUUAUGCCAACAGCAGCGGGACUUGCGUGAGUACACCCAAGCCACCAUCUACAUCCAUAAAGUGGUGGAUAAUAAAAAGGUAAUGAAGGACGCUGCUCCGGAGCUGAACGUGAGCAGCUCAGAAGCUGAAGAGGAAAGGGAGGAAAACAAGCCAGAGGGGGAGCAAGACCCAGAUUUUAACCAGACCAACGGCGGCGCGAAACGCCAGAAGAUCUCGCACCAGAGCUACAUCGCUUACCAAAAGCAAGGCAUCAGGCGGAGCACCCGACACCGGAAAGUCCGAGGGGAGAAAGCGCUGCUCGUUUCUGCUAACCAGACACUGAAAGAGCUGAAAAUACAGAUCAUGCAUGCAUUUUCAGUUGCUCCCUUCGACCAGAAUUUGUCGAUCGACGGGAAGAUACUGAGCGACGACACCGCAACGCUCGGCAGCCUGGGAGUCAUCCCCGAGUCCGUCAUUUUAUUAAAGGCUGACGAACCAAUCGCAGACUACGCGGCCAUGGACGACGUUAUGCAAGUUUGUAUGCCUGAAGAAGGAUUUAAAGGGACUGGUUUACUCGGACACUGAUGCUUUUCUAAACACAACAGAAGAACGACCAGAAGGGAAGAGGAUUUUGACAUGGUAGGGCAUUAAAAUAAUUUAAAAAAAAAAAAAAAAAAAAAAAGGUGGAUACAGGAGUGAACUCUUUGACUCUUCCAGAAGGCAGAAACCUGUUCUGAAAUGACUGGGCACCCCUCCCCGAGAGAAAAAAAAAAAAAAAAAAAAAAAAAAAAAUGCCUUAUGUCAAAGCAGAUUGCACUGAAGGACAUCCCGCCUUCAAGAGAACGUUCCCGAUUUUAUAUUUAAUAAAGCAAGAGGAAGGUUGGAAAGUUUAGCGGCAGUAAAAGCAUCUCGUGUUCGCGGGCGAGGGAGACGGGAGGCGUUCUGGUGUAUUCCCUGCCUCGAGUCCCGCGCCGCGCUCGUCCCUCCGCAAAGGGGAUGCAAUCCGGUAGAUCCGAACCGUCUCCAUCUCUCCUCCAGUAACUCUUUAGGCGUAACCUGCAGCUAAUCCUGUCUUUGAGCCGCUCUUGCUCUUUCAGUACAGCAUGGAAGUAAAGAAAUUGUUACUCGUGAGGAAUGUCUAGCUCUUUCGAAACAAAACACAAAAACUUGAUCUAUUUAACCCAAAACGUAAGCUGUGGUCUGCCUCCGAAAGCCUUCCGUCACGGAGAGGAUGGGGAGCCGCCUUCCUCGCCGGCUUCUCAGCCGCUCGCCUUCGCUUCCAAAAGUUUGAUGAUGAUGAUUUUCUUUUCCUUUUUCUUCCCCCCCCCCCACCUGGUCUUUGUGAACUGUGGGCUUUAUUUUAUUUUAUUUUAUUUUUAAGACACGUGGGGUAUUUUAACGACUUUUGAUAACGUCUUUUCCUCUCCUCCGGGGCUGUCAGGAGACGGCAGAGGGGAUGCGGGUGGGUGGCGUGUUGAGGGUUUGUUGGUUGGGUUUUUUCCCCCCUUCUGUUCUCAUUUUUCACGAAUGCACUAAGAAUUAUUUGGGUUUGUUUGGGUUUUGUUUUUUUUUUACAUCUGUAGCUCCCAGAAAAAAAUCUCUCCCUUUGCCUGUUAGUAGCAGGAAACAGCGUACCGCUUCCAGACCUCAGAAAAAGGUCUGUCGAGGCGUCUCUGUAACCAAGUCAGACGUUUCCUCUUCCUUUUAACUUGUUUCUGCGGCCCAAUGUGCUGCGGAGAGUGGGGUUGCUGCCCCAUCGGCUUUAUUUUUAUUUUUUUUAAAGGAUUGCAGGAUUCGGGGGCUGUGAGAAGAGGCAAGGGGGGCACAUAGCCCCUCCCCACGCCCUCGGUAGCGUUCAUUUUAAACGUUAUCUUUUUUAUCCGAAGAAUCGCAGCCGCCCUUUGCUCCGUCCCUGGGGGGUUUUGGGGCGAAGCAGCCGGCGUUUGGGGCCGUGGAGCUCUUAAAAAGUGGGGUUUGGAGCAAUUUGGACCCGCGUGUUCUUUCCCAAGGUAAAGACGGCAGCAGGAAUUCGGUGCACCAAAGCCGCUCCAUCCUUCGGGAACAGCCAGGAGCUUUUCUUCUUCCCAGACUGAAGCACUCGCUUGUGUACAUAUUCCCUGGAAUUUUUUUUUUUUUUCCAAUUUACUGUUAAUUUUUUUAAUGUUAUAUAAAAAAAAAUAUCUCUUCCUUGAGCUUAUAAUGUUGCAAAAUUCAAGUCUAAACUCAGCGGGAAGGAAGGAGCCGGGGUGGCGUUUCCCAGAAGCGAUGUGCGGCGGCGGCGGCAUCGCCGCGUGUGCCGGAGGCCGCAGGUACACGAUGCGAUCGAAGGCCCAGUUACCGUUUUCUCUGUUAUUUGCGAACAUUAUCGGAUUAAAAUCGUCAUUCGAGCUGUGGA